GUCGUUUCGAUUCAGUCAUCUCGAAACAGUUCAAUUCUACCUACACUGCUAGCAGUUUCUCCGCACGAAAGUAACCGGAACUUCCUCUAACCUUUCCCCCUUUUCAGCUAUGAACAUCACCACCAAGACGGGGCUGAUCGCUUCCCCCCGGAAGCGGAUCGUGCGCCCGAAGAAGGAGUUCGAUCCGGCGGUGCUGGCACCGUGCGCCAUCACGCGCCAGGUACCGCUGGCGCUGCGACCCUUCGGCGGCCUGUACAACCCCUACUCGAAGGGUUGCUCGGUGCUGUGCAAUCAUCCGGCGGCGCAGGAGGUGAAAAAUGUGGUCCGGCUGGCAAAGGACGCCUGGAUCACCGAGGCCAAGGUGGCCAAUUUGCACGGGCACGGAGCGGGUGGCGGCGGCGGCGGCAGCGGCCCAACCACCAUGGCGGCAGUAGAUGGUGGUGGUGCCCGGGCCGAGGCGGACGGCAGGACGCGGCCGCCGGGCGCGGACGGUACCGAGCUGCCGGACCACGUGCCGGAGGAGUUCUUUCGGCGCUACACGGACACGGAUUCGCGACCGCUGACGCCGACACCGACGGUGGCCAGCGGCCGAACGCGUGCCAGUGUGGGCGGGUCGCAUCUGGCGCGCCGGUGCGUCACGCCGGAACCGCAGACGGCCAACGGGCAGGAGCGGAAGCAGCUGAUACUGGACCUGCGCCGCAGCCACAGCCAGGAGACGCUCUACUGGAACGCGUCUUCCGAGCUGAGCCCGAGCCAGCUGCAUGAUGGUGGUGGUGGUGGUGGUGGUGGCGUUGGAGGCAGCUUGGCACUCGGGUACGGUGGCGAGCGGGGCGAGCGAGGACCGGCCGGCAGCAGCAGUGCGGGGGGAGCAGGUGGUGGGCCCAAUGCCCAGUCGGCCGUCGCGGACGAUACCGGACGCAGUGCGGGCGUCGGCGGCCCGGACGAGAUGAGGCUGCGGGGCGAGUCGGACACCGAGCGGGGGCCGCCACAACCGAUGACCUGUAUCAACGCGAUGGACGAUGGGGAGGAGGACCCACCGAGGCGGCGCGGCAAGCGGCGCAAAAAGUCCAAGCAGCUCACGCAAACGAUCAGCUUCGUGCCGAACCAGGACCCGGAGACGCAGAUCGCCAAGAUGGAUCCGGACUCGCCGAACUACUCGGCCCGGCCGUCGCUGGUGCCGACCGGCAAGUGUCUGCUCAGCCUGGCGCAGGACCUCACACCUCCGGCCGGUUUCGGUGCGGGUGGCACUCAUCAGGGCGGGGUGGGGCAGCCGGCCGAGGAGGACUGCUUUCUGGACGACGAGUCGCUCGGGUUGCUGCGCCGCGGUCUCAACAUCGACAUCGUCGAGAUGAUCUUCGAGCGUUAUAAAGGACGCGCCAUCAGGGAAGCCUUUCGUACGGCGACGAUGGACAAGCUGAACUUCCAAACGGAUGCCGUCCGAACGCUGCAACGUUCGGCGAAGCAGCUCAGUGACGUCGACUACGAGAAGUGGAUCGAUCUGCCCCGGAAGUACUCGAGAUCUUCGGCCCGGUUCGAGCUGCCCAUCGAUACCCGCAAGCUAACCCGUAUGACCCCGAUCGAGUAUCUGCACGAUCACGUCGUACUGAGCAACGACCGCAAGCAGCUGUACCAUCGCAUCUUCGCGCGCAAUCUACCCCGGGAGGAACCGAAGGCGUCCGGCGCACUGGAGAGCGUCGACAGUGACUCCCUGCCCGAGACGGAGACGGGCCCGCUCGAGGUAGAUAGUACGCGGAACCUGCUGGCGGACGUGACCCGGUACAUCCCGAUGAACUGCUUCGACAAGGCGUUGCACGAGGCGCUAGGGUUUCACGGGACGGCCGAGCGGAUCGCUGCCAUCCGGGAGCUGCUGGAGCUGAACUACGAUCCGUUCAAUGAGCUGCAGAUCGAUUUUCGGACGUGGUGUGGGAUAGUGGCGUUCUCGGAGCGCUUCAUCAACUCGCUCGACCGGGAGCAGGACCCUUGUGAUGAGCUGGAAAUGGUUGACUUUGAAUCGCUCGAACGACGUGUCCGGUGGGCUCGACCGUCCGAAAACCUGUGUCAAGUCCUGCAAAUCAUCAAAUACCAUUAAAACAGGCACCCGAGGGCGGAAAGGCGUGUUGAUUUCAACGCCAGUUGUGUUUGCACAAUCGAUUAAAGGAUGGGCAGAGGCGACCUGAACAAGUGUGUGUGCCGUAGGGAGUAGUCAUGCAUUGACUGAAGGGAUUAGCAUACCUUCUCACCCUCAUCGCUCGAAGCGGAAAGCGAUCCGGUGUGGUUUAAUGAUUGAUAAGGUUGCGAUUUUCCACUGCUGGGCCUGUGGUGUACGGCCCUGAGCGGAUCAACGGCGUUUAACCCGUUCAAUGGGACUCUUAAUUAACCGGGAGCCAAGAGAGUAAGGAAGGUUUAAGCCUGCCCCGUAGGUGUGUUUGUGCAUAUGGAGAUAUUUCACAAUCCCUUUUCCUUAUUAAGCACGUGGUUUCUGGGGUGUGUGACAAGUUGAGUGUAUUCAUUAUAAUGUAAUAGAUGUGGUUUUAACAGUUUAUCGUAUAAAAUAGUCGAAAGCACUAAGCAA
Anopheles coluzzii is the source of this 2572-nucleotide messenger RNA. RefSeq lists its product as uncharacterized. Lineage: Eukaryota; Metazoa; Arthropoda; Insecta; Diptera; Culicidae. The record is from RefSeq and is a predicted model, not a curated record. The transcript is spliced from 4 exons. Bases 110 to 2089 code for a protein of 659 amino acids.